This is a messenger RNA of Symbiodinium natans, 1071 nucleotides long. The record is from the annotation of a GenBank genome assembly. NCBI's taxonomy places the organism in Eukaryota, Dinophyceae, Suessiales, Symbiodiniaceae.
AUGGAGGUUGACGACCGGGACAUCGGCCGAAUCGUGGGCCGAGGCGGCUGCAACAUUCGCGAUCUGCAGGAGGGAACGAAGUGCAAGAUCAUAACGCCCAACAAGCGAGGAGACAACGACGACCCCUCCCUACGGAAGGUGAUCAUCCAGGGCAGCAAGGAGCAGAUCGCCAAGUGCAAGGAGGCCAUCAACGGCGUCCUGAUGGGUGAAGAGCCGAAGGACGUGCUGGCGCAGAUUGAUGGUGCAGUCAUCAUCAAGAACAUCGAGCCCAUGUCCAUGGGACAUCUCGCCAAGAUCAAGAGCAAGAUCGAGGAGGAGAUGAAAGUCCGGAUAGAGCUGGAUGCAAGGUCCGCUCGGAUCUGGGGCAACGAGAACGAUCACGACAAGGCGUGGGAGGCAGGGGCCGAGCAUCGGCCGCAUCCGAUUCAUGGCCCACCCGCGCUGUGCAGCGCGGCUCCCUCCCUCAGCCAGUACUUAGUGGGCUUCUUCGGACCCAGUAAAAACAUUUAUUUUGUGCCAGUGAGUGGGUGCUCUGUCGACUGUGCGCACCAGCCUGACUCAACCUGGCAAAGGCGCCUCGAUGACUGCUUCAGCGUCGAAGGCUGCUUGUGUGAAACGCGCCGCCGCACCAUCGUGCCUGCCCAAGACAAGGCCGUCCGGGAUGCAGAGUGCUGCAACCGCGCACGAAAUCCUGGUGGGAGUGAGUGCGUGAAGCAAAGUCAUGCCGACAACAAGAAAGAUGUUGGCAGGAUCGCAACUGCCACCGGCCUUCCUGAUGGCAUCAAGGACAAGGUUUCGGCAGCAGCUAAUUCACCACUUACAUGUGCACAGGACAUGUUUAUCGAGUGGUCAUUUUUGAGCCAUGUCUUGCUCAAGAUAUUCCUUUUUGCAGAGCAGAACAAGAUCAAGAUGACCGAGGUCGACAUUCACGAGUUCAACAGACGGCAGAUCGAGGAACUGCUGCGGGCUCACCUGUGCAAGUCAUCGACGUUGGCCGCGGAGAAGACCAUUCAGAUCGGCGUGAGCACAUUCAUGUUCAGCUUCGAGGAUCUUCGAUGUUUGGAGCUUUAG